AUAAUUUAUCAAAACCCUCGUACCUUGUAUAAAAUCGUGCGACCGUCGAACUGGUGUUUAGAAGUAGAAGAGAAGCAAUUUGACUACAACCGAACUCUCCAAUGGCUACUGAAAACAAAGCAAAGCCCAGCACUGUCACCAACAACGGCAAGAAGAGGAAGCAGUAUCUUCCACAAUGUUGGCUUCCACCACACCCAAAAGCAGUUAAAAAGAAAGGCGCAUACCCAUUAAGGCCUGGAGCUCAAGGUUUCUUUAUCACUUGUGAUGGUGGCAGAGAACGUCAAGCUGCUCAUGCAGCUCUCGAUGUUAUUGAUUCUUUUUUUGAAGAGCUAGUUAAUGGAAAGGAUUUAGGAGAGGAAUCUGCAGUGUUACCAAACAAGCCUCUAAAUAAAAAGAUUACUUUCUCAUAUAGUGAUGAUGAGGGUGAUGAUGACGACGACAAGGGUGAUGGUGAAGGAGAGGAGGAAGGACAAGAGGAAGUUAUUAAAUCAAAUGCUAGUAAAGAAAUUGAUGCUAGUCAAGAGAGUUUAACAAAUAAAGAUUUGGAUCUUCCGAAUUCAGAUGAUGUGUGCCAUGGAAAGGUAACUGAAGAGAACAGUGAUAAUCAGAAGAAUGGGGCAAAUAUUGAAAACCAAGCAGAUAACUUGGAGGAGCCACCAGCAAAGAAACAAUGCCUUGAAACAGAUACAUCAAAGAGUGCAACCAAUGAAAAAGAGAAAUCCAUUGAUAAGCUUAUUGAAGCUGAGCUCAAUGAGCUUGGAGACAAGAGUAAGAGGCUGUUCUUCAACCUUGAUUCAGGCUGUAAUGGUGUUGUCUUUGUGCAAAUGCGGAAGAGAGAUGGAGUUCCUAGCCCCAAAGAUAUCGUGCAGCAUAUGAUGACUUCAGCUGCAUCCACAAGGAAGCACAUGUCAAGGUUCAUUUUAAGAGUCUUACCUGUUGAAGUAGCAUGCUAUUCUUCAGAAGAGGAAAUUACAAGAGCAAUGAAGCCUCUCAUUGAGCAGUAUUUUCCAGUGGAGACACAGAAUCCUAGGAAGUUUGCUGUACUGUACGAGGCGCGUGCAAAUUCUGGUAUUGACAGGAUGAAAAUUAUAAACUCAGUUGCAAAGUCUGUACCUGCACCACACAAAGUUGAUCUUAGCAAUCCUGAUAUGACAAUUGUAGUUGAAAUAGUGAAGACAAUCUGCUUGAUUGGGGUUGUUGAGAAGUACAAGGAGUUGGCAAAAUAUAACCUGAGGCAACUUACAUCACCUAAGCAAUAGGGAAAAGAGAUGUUGGUUCCAUUGAUGGAGCUUCCAGCAGCACUUAAAAAACACCUGUUAGAUGGCUUUUCUUCUUUUAUGAAAUUUUGAAAAGAUAGUUCAUCAGGUAAGGAAUCUAGGUUUUAAUAGUUAGAGAGUUUUUUUUUUAAAGACAUUUUUAUUUUUAUUUUUCCAAAUAAGUGGGGUUUGGAUAUCUUUCAUUUCAAUUCCCUGGUGUAUGUAUUUGACAAGUCCUUUUAUUAUGAUUUAUUAUACAUGUACGAUUGUUAUUCCAUGAUAA
Gossypium raimondii (Peruvian cotton) is the source of this 1539-nucleotide messenger RNA. RefSeq lists its product as uncharacterized. Gene Ontology annotation, biological process: tRNA modification. Lineage: Eukaryota; Viridiplantae; Streptophyta; Magnoliopsida; Malvales; Malvaceae. Gene Ontology annotation, molecular function: RNA binding. The record is from RefSeq and is a predicted model, not a curated record. The transcript has 7 exons. The coding region runs from base 102 to 1259 and encodes 385 amino acids.